AUGAGGGUCGCUACGAAUUAUAAUGACCUUCGAAUUCGAACAUUAUUUGAUCGAAUAUUACAAUUAUUAUCCAGUACACAACCACCUGAAACAGCAAGUGGUGCAACACUUGUUCAAUGUAUUGCACAAAUAAAUGAUCAAAAUUUUCGAGAAUUAAUUAAUUAUGAUAAUAAUCAACAAUAUGAUCAAAUUUAUUUAUUAAUUAAUCAUAUAACGAAAAGAUUAGAUAAUGAAGUGCAACAAGCAAAUAUUAAUUUAUUUCAAGCUGCAAAAAAUGGACCUAUGUAUGGUUGUUUAAGUGGUAUUAAUGCACUUUUAACAAUUAUUCAGGGUGACAAAUAUGAAAAUGAACAACAAAUAAAUCAAUGGAGAAUUUUAUUUGAUCAUUUAAUUGAAUUAUGUUUAGAAAUAGCUUUAUUAACUAGUCCAAUAGUUAGUUCAUCAUCACCUGAAGGAAUGAUGCCUAUGGAACUUACUGACAUUAGUAGAAAAGUUGAUGAUGGAAAUUCUAAUGGACAAAUAACAUCUCAAAUGUUAUUAGUAUGUUGUUGGAGAACAAUUAAAGAAAUUUCAUUAUUAUUUAGUCGUUUGGGACAAAUUGGAAUAAAAUAUAUUCAAAAUGAAACUCAAUAUCGAUUUAUUUCAUUAAAACAAAUUCAUAUUAUAUGUGAUUAUUAUAUGGAACAAUUAUUAAAAUCUCGUCAUUGUGGUGCAUAUGAAUUAGCUUAUACAGGUUUUCUUAUUAUUUGUGAACAACUUUGGAGUUCAAAUUGUAAUGAAUUAUGUAAUUUACCAAUAAAAUGGAUUGAAAAUGGAAUAAAAAUGGUUGAAGAAAAUAGUCUUGAUAAAAAUAAAUUAUGUUUAACACGACGAUCAGGUGGUUUACCUUUUUAUCUUCAAUCAAUAUUAACUGAUGAACCAAUUAAACAACGUGGACAACAAAGAACAUAUGUUGCAAAAUUAAUGGAAACUUUAUUAAAUAUUAUACAAAAUGAUCCAGAUACAUUACAAAUUGAUGGACAAAUUUUAGAAAAUAGUCGAAAAAUUCACGCAUACAAUACGGUUCGUUCAUUUUAUCGUAAUCAACGAUUUGCAAAUGAUGUCUAUCCAUAUAUUGAGCGUGGUCUUCAUUUAUCAAUAACUGGUUUUACAUCAUCAAUAUGGAUGAUAAGAAAUAGUGCAACAUUAUUAUUAUCAACAAUAGUUCAAAGAAUAUUUGGUCCAUCGAAAACAAAAGAUGGAGAAGAAAAUUUAUCGAAAAAAAAUAGUAUGACAUCAAGAGAAUUUUUUAAUAAAUAUCCAUCAUUAUUUCAUUUAUUUUAUCAACAAUUACAACAAACAACAAGUACUCGUUCAUCAAUUGAAUCAUUAUCAUCAUCAUGUUUAUUUGCUAUACUUUUAAUUCUUCGUCGUCUUUAUCCAAGUCCACUAGAUGGAAUUGAUUGUUCAUUAACAUUAGAUAAACUUUUACCAUUUGUUAUUAAAUGUGAAGAAUCUCCAUUAUUACGAAUACGAGAACAUUCAUCAAAAGCUCUUUUAGCUUUAAUUCAUCGGGAUCAAUAUUCAACUAUAAUUCAUCAACAAAUAAAUCAAUUAAUGAAACAAUCAAAGGAUAAAAUUAGACAAAAUACUCUUCAUGGUCGUUUAUUACAAAUAAAUGCAAUAUUUCAUUCAAUGAAAAAGAAUCAUCUUCAAUUUACUUUUGAUUCAUCAUUUAGUUUAGAAGAAAUGCUUUCAUCACUUCAAUGGUGUAUCUAUGAAAAUAAUUGUUCAUUAACACAAUAUUGUUAUUUGGAAUUCUUAUACAAUAUUCAUUAUCAAAUUAGUUCGAAUGAAUUAAGAAAUAAUAUAAAUGAAUAUAUAAAUAAUAUUCUAAAAAAUGGUGAUAAAAUAACAAUUGGAAGUGAUGAUUUAACUCGUAUAUUGACUCGUUUAAUAAUUCAUCUUGAAAAUAUUCAAGUUCAAUUAAAACUUUUCAUUUUUGUGGAACAAACUCGAACAGAAUUAUGUUUUAUUGAAACACUUUUAUUAGAAAAUAAUUUAUCUUUAUUUGAAAAUAAUAUUCGACAAUGGAUUAUAGAUUUAUUAUUAACUAUGGAUUUAUUUAAUGAACAACUUUAUACAAAGGCAUGUGAAUUACUUCUAAAAAUGAUUGAUAAAACACAUAACUAUGAACGUUUAACUAGACGAAUCGUUGAAUUAAUUGAAAAAUUAAGACGUCCAAUGAGUUUAGCAGCAAGUUUUAAUUUAAUUAGUGAAUUAUUACCUCUAUGUUCAUCAUCAAAAAAUAAUGAACAAGAUUUGAUUGAACUUGUCUAUGAUCGAAUGAAUGAAUUUGUUGAUGAUGAAAGUAGUGAUGAAUGUGCUUGUGCUAUUCUUAAUCUUCUUAGUAAAGCUCAAUCAUGUUUAUAUGAUUCAUUAAAUGCGGAAAGUAAAUGUCAAUAUUGGAAAUUAAUUUUGAAAUUAUCUUCAUUUUCAUCUGAUAUUGUUCGACAAACAUUUAUAAAAACGAUUCCAUUGAUUAUUAAUGAUAAACGUCUUUCAGGUGUAUUUGGUGCUAAUUGUUAUUUGACACAAAAUGUUUUAUUUGAAUAUUUUACAUGUGAUGCAUUGUUAUAUCCAUCAAGUGAUUUAUUUGUUAAUCUUAUUGUGAAUUUAUUUAAUGAUCUACUAAAUGAUAUUCAUUCAAAUGAUGAAGAUGAAGAAGAAAUUAAUUUCGAUCGUCGUUUAUGGCCAUCAUCUGAAGGUUAUAAUAAUGUAUUUGUAUCUGAAAAUGAAAGUUGUGAUCAUUAUUGUGCUUGUUAUGGACAACAUCUUCUUUCUUCAUUAGAAAAAAUUCUAGAAAAAUCUUCAACAAUAAAUAUUAAUAAAACAAUUGAUAUGAUACGUGAUCAAUGUAAUCGAUUAAUUGAUAUUCAAAUAGAAGCAUUUAAUCGAUUUUUUAUAAGACAAAGAUCAACAGUUCGAUUAAAUCUAAUGAUCGAAUUUCUACGUGUUACAAAAUCAAUACAAGGAAUUAAAUUAGAACAAUUGCCUCAGCAAUGGACAUCCCAUCAUUAA
Messenger RNA from Rotaria sordida, 3060 nucleotides. The record is from the annotation of a GenBank genome assembly. NCBI's taxonomy places the organism in Eukaryota, Metazoa, Rotifera, Eurotatoria, Philodinida, Philodinidae.